Drosophila nasuta is the source of this 5603-nucleotide messenger RNA. Its product is annotated as protein glass. The transcript has 4 exons. Lineage: Eukaryota; Metazoa; Arthropoda; Insecta; Diptera; Drosophilidae. Gene Ontology annotation, cellular component: cytoplasm; nucleus. The coding region runs from base 1554 to 3956 and encodes 800 amino acids. Gene Ontology annotation, biological process: regulation of transcription by RNA polymerase II; cell fate commitment. Gene Ontology annotation, molecular function: RNA polymerase II cis-regulatory region sequence-specific DNA binding; DNA-binding transcription factor activity. The record is from RefSeq and is a predicted model, not a curated record.
UGCGGGACUGUUUAAACUUUUUGCGGGUUGCGCGCGUUGCAAACACAAAAAGCGAACAACUUGAUUGUUUUUCCUCCUCUUCGACACACACACGAGUUUUGCGGAGUCGCGUGCGCGCGUUUCAAUUGCGUUUUGCGUGCGUUUUGUGUGCGUUUUUUGCCAAGGGGAAAUACUCUUCAUAUGCAAGCAGCUGCAGCUGAGGCUUUGAAAUCAGUUUUAUGUUUAGCUGCUGCUCUAAGCCAAAUCACUCAUAAAAAAUACUAAAAACAGCAACAGUAAAAAGCAAUUCAAAGCUGCCAUAAAAUCAAAAUGAUCCGAGUAUAUGCAUUCAUUUUGUGUUGUAUGUAAUUAAAUAUGUAUGUACAUGGGAUAUGCCCUUCGUUAAGCUACCAAAUGUACAUAACACUCUAUAUAUGCAUAUACAUAUACUAUAUCUAAAGUUAUAUGUAUAGAGUAGUAUAAUCAAAAGAGACAAACUCGUUUCCAUCAACGGCAACGCGCAGUAACAAAUAUAAAACAAAUUAAAUUAAAUUAAUUUUAAUUGCCGCCAAAAGAUCACAUAAAAAGCGUGCAGUUAAAAGAAAAAUAUCAGCAAAUUAAUUAUAUUGUAUAUAGAAAAACAUGAUGCGAUAAAAAAGUUUACGAUUUAAAAAUAAAAAAAAGUUUAUACACACAACAACAAAGCAGAAAACAACAGAAGCGAUAACGCAACAGGCGCGCUCUAAACAAAAGACUUAGGCAACGAACUGGCUGCCGUUUUCUCGUGUUGCGAGUGUGUUGUGAGCCAGAUAACGGUGCUUCGGUUCGGUUGAUAGCAGCAACACAAACAACAACAACAAACAAAAUGCAACAAGCAACAAACUAAUUGACAAGUCAAAUCCUGCCUGCCUGCCUGCCUCACUGUUGCAAGCUGGCAAACAGCUGGCAUCAAACAAGGAAAAACACAAACAAAAACGAAACGAAACGAAUCAAAUCGAAAACGUAGUGAGGAGAAAAGCAAAACAAUCGACGGACAACUCGUCGUCGUCUCCGUCAUCGUCAUCGUCGUGGCUUCAAAUUCAACUUCAACUUUAAUCAAAUCACUGCCGAACGAACGAACGAACGACAAUUGCAAGUGUGCCUCUUAAUGUCUUGCCACAAAAUAGCAAAGUAGAGAAAAAAAAAAACCAAAUAAAUUUACAUAAAUAUUUCACGUGCUGCUUUUUUUGCAACAUCCGUGUGUCCAUAAAAAACUUUCUGUGUGUUCUACGCGAAUGUGAGUGCAAGUGUCUGUCUCCUAGAGAAUACCUGCUAAAUGCCAUUGGCACAAAAGUUCAAAUAAUACUUCAAAAGGAAAACAAAUACAAAAGCAAAAGCAAAGAAAGAGAGUUUGCAGUGCGUUAAUUGCGUGCGAAUCCUAUGCAAUAUGUCAGAGUCAGCACCUUAAGCUCUUUCACUUCGCAUCGAAAACAACCUAAGCUAAGCAAUAAAAUCUAAUUAAACAACAUUCAUAUUCCAAUAUCAAAUCAAGAAGUCAAAGCAUUUUGUUCGCACUGGAAAUUCACGGACAUCAAAUGAUUGGCACCGAGGAGAUGUCCACAUCGACUGGCAUGGAUAUAAGUGAAUCCUUUCGUGCCGAGGAUCUCUCGAAGACGGACUUCUUCGACUUUGUCACAGCGCCUGACAUGGGCAUUGGCAUCGGAGUCGGCGUUGGCGUCGGAGUCGAUGUGGCAGCCUGCGUAGACCUGCAACAGCAGCAACAUCAUCAGCCACAGCACACACAACAGCCACAACACAGUCACAACCACAGCCAAGGACAUCAGCCAAACACGUCACAAACGCCACAGCAGCAAAGAAAUAACAACAACAACAUGACGCACGAUGUCACAGAUGGAAGUGGAGGCGGGGCAGGGAUUGUGGCAGUCAGCAAUCGCAAUGGCAGCACCAGCAAUGGAGGCGAUCCCACGUUACAGGGCUACGAGUUCUGGCACCAGGACAAGGACAACAGCCGCCUGGACUCGAGCUCGAUAUUCGAGGACCUCGAUCGCUACUGCUGGCAACAGCAGCUGGUGACAGCGAGCGGAACGGGGAGCGUGAACACGAGCAGCGUUCGAUGUAGCACCCAGCCCAGUCCCACAUCUCCGCAAGCACAUCCCCUACAACAACACCAGCAGCAGCAACAGCAACAACACCAGCAGCAACAUCAACACCAGCAACACCAGCAGCAGCAACAACAGCCCAAUGCGAGCAGCUCGUCGAGUGCGGCGGGCAGCAGCAGCGAUACCAUCAGCAGCCUGGAGACAGCCGAUGGCCAGAUCUACACACUGACAGUAUUAAACGGAGCCGAGCCCUGGCUGAAGCGGGAGCCGGAGCAGCUGCCCAGCUCGCUUGAUCUGGACAGUCUGCUGGGCAGCUUUCCGGGCUACAUCAAGUCGGAGUAUCCCUACGACGACAGCGGCUUCAGCACGGACGGCAAGGAUGUGAUUGUCAGUGGGGCAGACGCCAAUGGUCUCAGCAGUAUUUCGCAAUCCCAAUCGCAGCAAUCUCAGCACGGACAGACGCUACCCUCGCUGGUCACGGCCAUCUCUCUGGCGGGUGGCGGCGGCGGCGGAGGGGUGAACGAUCUGGGCCAGCAGCUGGCACAGUUCCAGAACAACAACAACGACUGGCACAUGGCCGAUCACAAUGCGGAGGCGGAGCAGAACUCGGCAGAGUCGCUGUUGCGCAGUGCACUCCAAGGCAAAGGCUAUGCCAAGGGACUGCAGCACAUGCAGAAUGGAUUGAGUUUGCCCGUGGUGAAGGACGAUGAGAUGCGGCGAUUGCUUUUCACGCCCGACGAUGCUGCCGAUGCGUUGGGAUUCGCGGAUUCGACGCUGAGCACGGCGCAGAUGUUCGAGGAUGCGCAGUCGAUGGGCCAGGUGGGUGGCGGGGGCGUGAUGUCUGCGUCGAAUCAUGGCCAGCAUGGCGGCAACGCCACCAACAUUAUUGUGGAUGACAUGUUCCUGUCGCUGGAGAACGCCUUCAGCGAUGACUUCGAGAAGCUCAAGCGGCUGGCCAACGAGGUGCAACAGUUCUGCAGCGGAGGCAACGGCACGCCCACGCCUGGAGACUACUCGAGCAGUGAUGUGCUCAUGCAAAUCUCGCCCAGCGGCGCAGCAGCGAGCGCAGCAACAGCCCCGCAACUGCAGCCACUAGCCAAUGCCCAGCAGCAACCACAACAGCAGCAGCAGCAACCGCCGCCACAGCCACUGAAGCCAGAGGUGUCAACGUCCACAGUGAGUCCAGCCGGAGCAGGAGGUCGCCUAGGAGGCGUCAGCAAGCCGAAGAAGCAGUACAAGCGCAGCAACAGCAGCAUCAACAACAACAACAACCCGAGUGUAGCCAACAACAACAACAACAACAGCAAGGCGGGCAACGGUAACAGCAGCGUCUUAGGCGUCGUCAUCGGAAAUGGAGGCAGCUCCUCAUCCAGUGGCAGCGCUAGCAGCAGCAGCAAUAGUCCGCCCGCCAACUGCAAUGCCAGCGGUGGGUCAGGCAGCUCGGGAGGAGGCAGCUCCGGAGGAGGCGGAGGACAGCGCAAGGAGCGUUCGCUCCACUAUUGCUCGAUCUGCUCGAAGGGAUUCAAGGACAAGUACUCGGUGAAUGUUCACAUACGCACGCACACCGGUGAGAAGCCGUUCGCCUGCUCGCUGUGCGGCAAGAGUUUCCGACAGAAGGCGCAUCUGGCCAAGCACUAUCAGACGCACAUGACCCAGAAGAACAACGGCAGCCUCAUCAAAGGCAGCUCCUCGAAGCAUCAGCGAGCCGGCGCCAAUGCAGCCAACGCGGCAGCGAGCUUAGCUCAACAGCGACAGCUGAGUGCGGUGUCAAGUGCUGUGGCCACGCCCAGUCUGAUGAGUGCAGGCGUUGUGCUCAGCGGUCCCAAUACCCCGCCCGGAGUGUUACCCCCGGCCAAUGGGCUGCUGGCGAAUCGGUAACGAACCCAACAAAGCGAAACCACACACAACCAACUAUUUCUUGUUCCUUACUUACAAAAAUACAAAAAAAAAAAAUGAAAGAAUAGACAAAAAACAAACUAAGAUUACAACUCGAAUACUCUUUUGGGAGCCAACUAAAUCCCACAUCGAUCAUUGAUGAAUUCCUAUCUCAGCUUUCUGUGCAAUUCCUAUAAAAAAACACACACACACACUAGAAGCACUUCCAAAUAAAAUACUCAACUUUCAACACACACAUACAUACACAAAUUAAUUUUAAAUGUGCCAAAUUAUAAAGAGAACAUAAAGUAAAAUGCAAUCUUAAAUAUAUAAUCAAUUAAUUAACUAAACCUACUUAUAAAGUAAAAAGUUGAAACGAAGCUAAAAAGCAAUUUUACGAGUGGUGAUAUCAAAAUGAGGCCAAACGCUUCCUUGCAAACAAAACAAACACAAAACACAAAACACAAAAGAAUCAAACAAAACUCUAUUAACUCACCCACAUUUUAUUAUUGUUAAACCAAUUAAUUAUAAAAAUAUCAUAUUUAUGAAUUAAUGAAUGUCUUCUUAGCCGCGUUUCCUGUAUAUUAAAAGUAUUUCAUUCAUUUAUAGUUGCUUUGUCCAAAUUAGCAUAAAGAAGAUCGUCUGUGUAAAUACUACAACUACUACUAUUAAAUAUUUCAAACGAAUUUGAACACUUCCUAAAUUAAAUUUAAUCUCAACUUCGGCAAGUCGAAGAUUAAAUACUCUUGCAGUCGCUUCUUAAUUGUUUUUGAAUGCAAAUUAAUUCUCAAUUUUCAUUAUUUUGUGAGUCGCUGCAAGUGUAUUCUUAGCACAAGUUGAUAGAUUUUAGAAUUUAUGGUUUAUCUGCAAAGAUUUCUUAAGUCGCUUAAGUAUUGGCUACAUAAAUAAAUAAUACUCAAGUUACCCGCUGCUCUGCCAAGUGUUCAGGUACUUAAAAAAGAGAUCCAUGAGAUGCGUUUUUUUUGUUUAUUUUACGCAUUGCACUUGCCAUUAAUUUUGUAUUUGUUAAAGAAAUCAUUCAAAAUGAAUAUAAUGAAAAUAAUAUACAAUAUUUCUUCUCACACUCUCAACACAAACAAAACGAAUGUACUAUAAAGAAAAGAAUAUAUUAAGUAUACGCCUAAGUAAAACAAAUUAAACGUAGAGUUAGAUGUUAAUGUAAAUGUUAAUUAAACUGCCAAUUAUUAUGUGAUAGUUUUAAUACAAAUACUAUGCAAAUAUAUCUUUUGGUGUUUGGGUUAUGUUACAGAUUACGUUACGAUUAAACAAAAUUGUUAUACUUUUAUGUACUUACUGUGAACUCUGCAAUAUUCUCUAAUUUAUUGAAUUUAGUUUAUGUACAUAAUAAACAAACUUGAACUUGGCGAACACGAAGACGAAGACGAAGAUACUCUAAUUCAUAAUUAAGCUCUUGUUUAUACAUAAAUACUUUAUAUAUAUAUAUAUAAUCGUACUUGCAUUCAUACUCCUAAUGGCUAAGCAAUGAAAUUACACUUUUAGUUAAAUGUUUGUUAGUUAUUAUUUAUGCAAACCAACCACACACAAUGCUCUAGCAGCUACAUAGAUCUUACUCGCUAAUUAUCUAAGUAUUUGCAAGCGAUUCGAUAUACAGAAGAAUAAAAGCGUUUU